Molecule: messenger RNA, 2728 nt
Organism: Melopsittacus undulatus (budgerigar)
Lineage: Eukaryota; Metazoa; Chordata; Aves; Psittaciformes; Psittaculidae
Product: zinc finger protein 865-like
Exons: 5
Coding region: 1-2619 (872 amino acids)
Source: RefSeq, a predicted model, not a curated record
AUGGACUCCUCCGGCCCCGACGACCCCUCCCCCUUCCCCCCCCCCUACCCCUUUGACUUCCUGGAGUUCCUCAACCACCAGCGCUUUGACCCCAUGGAGACCUUUGACCCCCCCAAGCCCCCCCCGUUCAAUGGACCCAAUGGGGUCAAUGUGGUGACUAACGCGGUGAAUGGACCCAAUGGGGGCAAUGGACCCAAUGGGGUCAAUGGAUCCAAUGGAGUCAAUGGACCCAAUGGGGGCAAUGGUGCCAAUAGGGUCAAUGUGGCGCCCAACGGGAUCAAUGGACCCAAUGGAGCUAACGCGGUCAAUGUGGUGACCAACGCGGUCAAUGGACCCAGUGGGGUCAAUGGAGGCAACGCGGUCAAUGUGGUGACCAACGCAGUCAAUGGACCCAAUGGGGUCAAUGGACCCAAUGGGAUCAAUGGAGUCAAUGGAGCCAACGCAGUCAACGUGGCACCCAGUGGGGUCAAUGGACCCAAUGGGGUGAACGUGGUGCCCCAUGGCGUCAAUGGACCCAACACAGUCAAUGUGGCACCCAAUAGGGUCAAUGGAGCCAAUGCGGUCACCGUGGCACCCAAUGGGGUCAAUGGAACCAAUGUGGUCAACGCACCCAACGUGGCACCCAAUGGAGUCAAUGGACCCAAUGGGGUCAAUGGACCCAACGCACCCAACGUGACACCCAAUAGGGUCAAUGGACCCAAUGCGGUCACUGUGGCACCCAAUGAGGUCAAUGGAACCAAUGCAGUCAAUGUGGCACCCAAUGGGGUCAAUGCACCCAACGUGGUCACCGUGGCACCCAAUGCAGUCAAUGGACCCAAUGGAGUCAAUGCACCCAAUGGACCCAAUGCACCCAACACAGUCACCGUGCCCCCCAACAGCCUCAACGCGCUGGUCCUCGGCCUCACCCCCUCCCCCUCCAUCCUCCCCCCAUUGUCCUCCCUCCCGGUCACCGCCACCCCCCGCCUGUCCCCGUUCCCCCUGUUGUCUCCGGUGCCUCCGGUUGUGUCCGACGGUCCCUUCCCGUGCCCGCUGUGCUGGAAGGUGUUCAAGAAGCCAAGUCACCUCCACCAACACCAGAUCAUCCACACGGGCGAGCGGCCGUUCGCCUGCUCCGUGUGCGCCAGGAGCUUCAACCGCCGCGAGAGCCUCACGCGCCACCUCAAGACCCACGCGGCGGCCGCGCUGCGGGUGACCUGCGGGGUGUGCGCGAAGGAGUUCCGCGCGCCGGCCGCGCUGCUCCGCCACCGGGCGGCGGUACACGGCGAACCGCGGCCUGGCUACACCUGCGAGGUGUGCGGUAAGGGGUACGCAGCGCCACAGAGCCUGUUGCGGCACCGCCAGCGCCAUGUUAGCGGUGUCACCGCGACACCGCCACCAAUGGGUGUCAAUGGGAAGAGCUUCGGUUGCGGUGUUUGCGGGCGCUGUUUUGGCCGCCGGGAGACGCUGAAGCGCCACGAGCGCAUCCACACCGGGGAGAAGCCGCAUCAAUGCUCCGUGUGUGGCAAACGCUUCCGGGAGUCCUUUCACCUCACCAAACACCAUGUGGUGCACACCAGAGAGCGGCCAUACAAGUGUGAGCUCUGCGGUAAGGCCUUUGGGUACCCCCAAAGCCUCACGCGGCACAAGCAGAUCCACCGGGUGACAACCGGUACUGGUACAACCGACGGGAUGAGUUACGGUUGUACCGAGUGCGGUGAGCGCUUCCCAGACCUCCUCUGUGCCAUGGGGCAUAAGGAGGCACAUGCCAUAGAACAACCGUAUCCGUGUGAUGUCUGUGGCAAAGCCUUUGCCUACCUGGAGAACCUCAUGUGGCACAAGCUGACCCACCAACAACAACCACCGGCGCCGGUUGUGCCGCGACAACCGGAUUCACCACCGCGCUCAGCGCACGGCACACGGCGCUUCCCAUGCGCUCAAUGCGGUUGUGUCUUCCGCCGGUUCCUAGCGCUGGUAACGCACAAGUACCAUCACCUCCCAACACCGCGACGCAACAACCCGACCUGCACCCAAUGCGGCCGCCGCUUCCCCGGCGCCUUCGCGCUGUUGCGGCACCGCCGCGCUCACCGCCGCCUGUGCCGCGGGUGCGGACGGCAGUUCUGGGCCUCGCGGCUGUUGCGCCGGCACCGGCGCCGGUGCCGCGGUAACAACCGCGGUUACCGGUGCCUGUCAUGUGACCGGCGGUUCCGGUGCCGCCGCCGACUGUACCGGCACCGGUUGUUGCACUCGGCCCUUCGGUGCCGACGGUGCCGGAGACGGUUUGCGGGUGCUGAGGAUUUGGUGAGGCACCGGAAACGGGAGCAUGGGGGGGGCACCGGAAGUACCCGAGUGUUUCCGAGCGGGGCCGGAAAGAGCCGAAGCUCGGCCGGAAGUUGCCGAGCGCGGGGCCGGAAGUUGCCGAGCGGAGCCGAGUGGGGGUCGAGGCCGCUGAGGCCUAGUGAGGGCCUGGGAGGUACCGGGAGCAACCGGAACCGGAACCGGAGGUACCGGAAACAACGGGAGCGAGAACCGGAGGAUCGGGGUCCGGAAGCACCGGGAUCGAUAUCGGGAUCCGGGAUCCGGGAGCUACCGGUAACACCGAGAUCGGGAACCGGAAUCAUCGGGAUCAGGAUCCGGGAAUAACCGGAAGUACCGGGAUCGGGAUCCGGAAGUACCGGUAGCACCGGAAGUACCGGUAGCACCGGAGGCACCGGAAGUACCGGGAUCGGGAUCCGGAAGUACCGGUAACACC